UCAUUAUAAGAGCAACAAAAGUAAAAAAAUCACUCUUCAGAGUUUUUACUUUUGUUGUUUUUUGGAAGGACAAAGGCAUUUUAGGCAAUAGAGAAAAUUUCUCUAUGUUUACUGAAAGAUGUUUUAGCGAGUUUUAGCUUAAAAUAUAGGCUUAUUUUAGGGAAAAUAAUAAUUUAUUACGUGCGAAACAAGGAUGCUUUUAAAAAAUGAGAGAAUAUCUAAAUAACUUAAGCAUGUUAAAGCAUUUGUGUAGAAUAAAACAACUUACACACGCCAUAAUAAUCAGAGCCGCAUCACUACCACUCAAUCGUAGCAGUGGCUUCCUAGAUCUUCGCAGGUUGUAGCGAAACAGAUAUUCGUAUGAGACGCUACAAGAGAUUGCCAACUUCCUGCUCACGCGCACCACAAUCCGGCCCACUAUUGGCAUCAUUUGCGGUUCUGGGAUGGGUGCGUAUUGGAAAGACGGUUCUUUAGCAGAAAGUAUAAUGGAUGCUGAAAGUAUACCUUAUGAAGAGAUUCCAAAUUUUCCGGUGAGCACCGUCGAAGGCCACCAUGGAAGGUUGGUGUUUGGGCGACUUGAUGGUGUGUCUGUGGUCGCCAUGCAGGGACGCUUCCAUUAUUACGAAGGAUAUCCGCUAUGGAAGUGUUGUUUACCAGUUCGUGUGAUGAAACUGCUGGGCGUAAAGACCCUAAUUGCUACAAAUGCAGCUGGUGGACUGAACCCAAGUUAUAAAAUUGGUGAUUUAAUGAUAGUAAAAGACCAUAUAAAUAUGAUGGGUUUUGCCGGUAACAAUCCUCUACAUGGACCCAAUGACGAGCGAUUCGGACCUCGAUUUCCGCCUAUGAGCAAGGCAUAUAAUUAUGAGUACAGAAAAUUAGCUAAAGAGGUGGCGAAAGAAUAUAAUAUAGAAAAUAUCGUUAGAGAGGGGGUAUACACAUGCCUUGGAGGACCGAAUUUCGAGACAGUAGCCGAAUUGAAUAUGUUGAAAAUGGUUGGAGUGGAUGCCGUUGGCAUGUCUACUGUUCACGAGGUAAUAACUGCGCGGCAUUGCGACUUGAAUGUCUUUGCUCUAUCAUUAAUAACGAAUGAAUGCGUCACAAGUUACGAAGCAGAUGAACAAGCGAAUCAUGAAGAAGUCCUUGAUGUAGGACGUAUGCGCCAGGAUGUACUUCGCAAGUUUGUCUCUAGAUUAGUCACUAAGUUCCACCAAAUCGACAGUGCUUCCCCAUAAAUUAGAACCACCUUUAUACAAUAUAAUGAACAUUUAAGACUGUCUUGGAUUUCAUGAACUGGUGAUUCCCACAUUUUUUAUUUUAUUGUGAAAUCACAAGUCGUUAUUAAGUAGGUAUAUUCUGAUAGAUAAGUAUGUUAUUCUCUUCCUGUCCAAGAAUGACCAACAUUUCUAGAGUUGUGUAGGUACAAGGAGUUAUUACGAUAAAGUUUAUCUAAACCUAGUAAACAGUGGAUAACAAAAAUAACUGCAGUGAUAAAGCAGAUUCUGAGAAUUCAUUGAAUUAUAUUUUAAUUAUAUAAAUAUUUGUAUACUUGUAUAUUUGCAAAACACAAGUGUAUUGUAAUGUGUAGAUAUGAAAAUACAACAAUGUUAAACAUAUAAACUAGUGUGCAAAACAAUAUACUCCAUUAAUACGAUUCCAAGAAACACUAUAUUGAUUGUCAAUACGCACUAAAUAAUUUGAAAUAUAUGAAUGCUGUACGGAUGUACAAGCUUUUACCUUUUUGGUACGAAGCCGUACAGAUACACAGAAUCUCGAGAAUAAUAUAGGUAUCAAGGAAAAAUCUACAAAUUUUAAAAUUGUAAAUAUGAUUUAUUCUAUAUAUUUAAGUAUUUAAGUAAACUAUGUUUGUGCAGUAAGUAUUUUAUAUAAGGAGGCCACAUCCUAAGUUAUUUAUUUAUAUAAUUACUAUUAAACUUAUAGGUACAACAUUAAUAUCAGCCAGUAAAUGUUACUUAAUUAAUCCAUAAAAAUACCUCGUACUCGUUAAUUACUGUAGCUUUAUAGCCAUAUGGAGAAUAGAGUUUUAGGAGGUUUUGUAUAAGCAGGUUAUCUGUUUAAAGCCGGUAUAUGUUUUAUAUUUAACUUUAUAAUGUAAGCAAGUGUAUAUUCAAUUUAGUGCCUAUAUAUAUUGAUAUAGAUACUAAAUCAAUUUCUAAUGAUAGAAGCUAUAUCUAACUGAAUCUGGUCAGCGACUGGUACACCCACGAACACGCAGUGGGAUGGAGAUUGAGAUUGGGUCAACAAAGAUCUUUCUGUUUAGCAGUCUUUGGCUGUUUCUUCCACAUUAGCUUCGUUCCAGCUUCUAUAAAAAGAGUCCAAAAUACAAAUACAAAAGUUCAUUAAUUAACAGGCGCCGUCAUCUGUAUCAAAUUUUGAGGAUUACGAAGAUAGUUGACCGUCAUAAAAACAAAUUUUUUGUACAAAACAUUACCAAUAAUAUUAGCCAAAUUGAUUAAUCUAAAAAUACAUAUUACCUACAUAUCUAAUGGAUAUUACUAGUUUCUGAAAUAUUUGAUAGCGCAAGGAUCACUGCCAUUCACAUGAGGGUGUUAUCUUUUACGUUUGAAGCUCUUUUUUUAAUAUGUAUUUUAGUGAUAGAUACAUAUGUAUAUAUCACUGUAA
This is a messenger RNA of Achroia grisella, 2640 nucleotides long. Its product is annotated as purine nucleoside phosphorylase-like. Gene Ontology annotation, biological process: nucleoside metabolic process. The coding region runs from base 444 to 1232 and encodes 262 amino acids. The record is from RefSeq and is a predicted model, not a curated record. Gene Ontology annotation, molecular function: purine-nucleoside phosphorylase activity. The transcript has 6 exons. Gene Ontology annotation, cellular component: cytoplasm. NCBI's taxonomy places the organism in Eukaryota, Metazoa, Arthropoda, Insecta, Lepidoptera, Pyralidae.